This is a messenger RNA of Racocetra persica, 127 nucleotides long. Lineage: Eukaryota; Fungi; Glomeromycota; Glomeromycetes; Diversisporales; Gigasporaceae. The record is from the annotation of a GenBank genome assembly.
UGAAGAUUUUAAUAAUAUGCAAGUUAAAGUUAAUAAUAAUAUUAACUCAAAAAAACUUAAAUAUAAACAUCUUGCCAAAAAAUUUAAAAUAGAAUCCCAAUUAGAAAAAAACUUAUCUAUAGAUUGA